Molecule: messenger RNA, 822 nt
Organism: Drosophila serrata
Lineage: Eukaryota; Metazoa; Arthropoda; Insecta; Diptera; Drosophilidae
Source: RefSeq, a predicted model, not a curated record
AUGUGCGGAUUGGUGCGGAUCUUGUGCCUGCUGGGAAUAAUGGCUCUACUUCUGCCAGUGGGUUACCACAGUGAAAGUGUCGAGGGAGGCGACCUACUGAACCCGGCUUAUGGAGACUUUUACGGGAAUGCCAGUGCUCCCAGGUUACUGCGAUUCCGCGACUUUGAACCACGAGAACCCAGAAAUGUGGCCUACAUUUUGGAGGAGGAUACCCUGCCAGGAGUGGAGCGCGAGGGACGUGGCUUUCAUUUCCAUGCUAGCGGUGAGGAUGUGAGUGUGGAGCUGGAGUUUAUUGUUCCAUUCCUGAAAGUGCCCGUAAAAAGGAGCAUGAACCUGGCCCGAGAUGCUGUCCAGAGUCUCCUCAAUCUCCGAACGGGAGCAAUUCUGAAUACUGUUGUGGUGGUGGCUGCUGGAGCGGUCAUAGCAGCUGUGGUGCGUCUUCUUCUGGCUCCCCUGGUGAUCACCUCGCUGGGCAAUGGUUAUGGCUACAAAUCAGAUACCGGCAGGGGCAUGCGGAGACUGACUGAUGUGGUGGAAUCCCAACUGGAGGAACAUAAUAUCGACAUGACCAUCUGCGUUCAGCAGCUCAUCUGCCAGUAUCUGCAAAGGAAUUUGUCGUCUGGAUAUGCGAGAGUUCUCAAUGUGUUGGCCAGCUCUUCCUGGCUUCCAUCCUAUGUGCAAGGAACUGCAGUUUUCCAGGCCGUUCAAUCCUCCAGAAGCAAUCGCAGUUGUUCCCAUACAUUCCGCAACUGCAGAUGGCCCAAACGUUUAAACUGGACAUCGGGAUCGCUGCCACAAAUACUGCAGUUCUUCAAUGGAUAA